Molecule: messenger RNA, 517 nt
Organism: Micromonas pusilla CCMP1545
Lineage: Eukaryota; Viridiplantae; Chlorophyta; Mamiellophyceae; Mamiellales; Mamiellaceae
Product: flagellar associated protein
Exons: 1
Coding region: 1-411 (136 amino acids)
Source: RefSeq, a predicted model, not a curated record
AUGGAGAAGGAGUUCGCGAAGGAGCUCGCGGAGUUGCGCGCGGAGGAUGAGGCCGCCGCGGCCGCGCUCGCGACGACGUCCGGGGACGCGCCGGACGCCGCGACGGAAGGAGGAGGAGGAGGAGGAGGACAGCAAACGACGUGGGACCCGGACGCGCUGACGUCGUGGCAGAAGGACAACAGGAUGCUGAACGAGAUGGGGAAGAACAUCUGGAAGAACCCGAACCCGGCGUACGACGCGACGACGAUGAACACGCGGUCCACGAGCGCGUCCGAUUACGUGUACGAUCCCUCGGAGAUCGAACCCGUGGACAAGACGCACUGCCGACGACGCGACGCGUUCACCGCGUACGUGGAGGUGCAGGCGCGAGCGAACGCGAUCGCGAAAGCGUCCAGGGACCCACCAGGGUGAGGGGAUGACGACGUGCCGCGCGCGCGCGCGACGGCGGAAGAGAGAACGCGUCGCGUCCGUCGCGCGUUGGAAGUAAUAACAAAGCGAGCGCAGCGCGCGUUCCGUC